AUGGCGACUCAACAAUUGGUGGCAGACAACAAACAAGGAGCCGAGGUACACCACGGCGCCGCUCUCUGUAAGCAAAAGUGUCACGAGCUUCUCGCCGAACUCAACCUUCCCAAAGGCCUUCUCCCACUCGACAACCUCACCGAGAUGGGCCAUAACCGCGCCACCGGUUUCAUGUGGGUCAAGCAAAACCAACGUUACGAGCACAAGUUCAAAGCCAUCAAUCGCACCGUUUCCUACGACACCGAAGUGUCGGCGUUUAUUGAGAACCGUCGGAUGCGUAAAGUUACGGGAGUGAAAGUUAAGGAGCUUCUGAUGUGGGUGAGGCUUGUCGAGAUGUAUAUUGACGAUCCUAAUUCCGGCAAAGUAACGUUCUCCAGUGCCGCCGGGCUUUCCAAGACCUUCCCGAUCUCUGCGUUCGAGCUGGAGGAGAAGGACCAAAAGGAACAAAAGUGA
Molecule: messenger RNA, 453 nt
Organism: Pistacia vera
Lineage: Eukaryota; Viridiplantae; Streptophyta; Magnoliopsida; Sapindales; Anacardiaceae
Exons: 1
Coding region: 1-453 (150 amino acids)
Source: RefSeq, a predicted model, not a curated record